AUGGCCCACACAAAGUUGUGGGUGCUCCUAGUAUUAUAUGUAGGCGCUCUGCAGUACUUGCCUGCCCGAACAGAAGAAGCGAAACCUGAAGGUGAAGAAGAAUGUAGGUUGCUUGGGAAAUUUGAUUUACGGGGCUAUGUAGAAGCUGAACACACAGAUCAUGUUAUAGGAGGGAUGUUUCCAAUGCACUUCAGGACCAUACUGGAAGAAGACCCCACUAGUACACCACCAAUGUCGCCACAGUGUGAGGGAUUUAAUUUUCGGGGUUACCGCUGGGUCAAAGCCAUGAUACUUGCCAUACGCCAUAUUAACAAAGACCCUGACAUUCUACCAAACAUUACUCUGGGCUACCAGAUCUAUGACACGUGCUAUACAAUGUCCAAAACAGUUGAGAACUCUUUGGCAUUCCUCACCGGGCAGAAUGAAACAACCCCUGUCUUCCGAUGCAGCAGUGGAGCUCCUCUUGCGGCAGUUGUCGGAGCUGGUGGGUCAACCCUCUCCAUUGCCUCCUCAAGAAUCCUUGGACUUUAUUAUUUCCCUCAGGUUGGCUACGCCUCAUCUUCCUUACUUCUCUCUGACAAGUAUCAGUUCCCUACCUAUCUCCGUACCAUCCCAAGUGAUAAUGUGCAAUCUCAAGGAAUGGCAAUCUUAGUUAAACAUUUUGGUUGGAAAUGGGUGGGAACAAUUGCAGCAGAUGAUGAUUAUGGCAAAUAUGGUGUAAAAGCAUUUAAAGAGAAGAUUGAAAAGAUAACCAGAAGUGGAGAGAUCUGCAUCGCUUUCUCAGAAACAAUUCCAAAAAUCUACUCCAGGACAAAAAUACAAAAAGUAGUUGAAACUGUAAAAGACACCAAUGCCACAGUCAUUGUGGUCUACUCUUCUGAUAUUGACUUUCAUCCUUUAGUGGAAGAGUUUAUGAUUAGCAAUAUCUCUAGCAAAACUUGGAUAGCAAGUGAGGCCUGGGUUACAUCAGCAUUAAUUGCGAGGCCUGAAUACUUUCCUCUCCUUGGUGGGGCAAUUGGCUUUGGUGUACGAAGAGGUCACAUCCCGGGGCUCAAAGAAUUUCUCCUGGACAUACACCCUGGCAGAGAUCCUAAUGAUGAUCUAGCCAUUGAAUUUUGGCAGUCUGCCUUCAACUGCACUUGGCCUAAUGCCAGCAUACCAUAUAACACAGACAACAGGAAAAAUGUAACUGGUCACGAGAACAGAGUUAAUUUUACCUCCGACCACUUCUGCACUGGGGAAGAGAAUCUUGAAGAACUUAACAAUACCUACCUGGAUGUUUCAGAACUUAGGAUAACAUAUAACGUCUAUAAAGCUGUCUACGCUGUUGCUCAUGGUCUUCAUCAAUUAGAUCUCUGUACGGAAGAUGGCGGACCAUUUACUGGCACCAGUAGUCGCUGUGCCUCAAUAGAUGAAUUUGAACCCUGGCAGUUAAUGUACUACAUGAAGAAUAAGAUGGAAUUCACAGUGCUUAAUGAAACCGUACACAUAGAUGAAAAAGGAGAUGUGUAUACCCCCUAUGAUAUUCUGAACUGGCAGAUGAAUGGCACAAAUGAUAUUGCCUUUGUAAAUGUUGGAAAGUUUAACAGCUCUGGGGCAGAGGAUUAUGAGUUUAUGGUAUAUAAUGAUUCUAUCUUCUGGAACAAUCCAGCAGCAGCAAAUCCACGUUCCACCUGUAAUGACAACUGCCAACCAGGUUUUCGAAAGGGGAUCCAGCAAGGAAAGCCCUCCUGCUGUUAUGAUUGCAUAAAAUGUGCAGAAGGACAGUUCAGUAAUGUAACAGAUGCAAGGGAAUGUAACCCAUGUCCGGAGGAUUACUGGUCCAAUGCCGACAGAAGUGGAUGCUUACAUAAAGAGGUGGAAUUUCUGGCUUAUGAAGAAGCCUUAGGAACUACAUUGAUCGUACUAGCUGUAUUUGGCGCAUGCGUCGUCCUGUCAGUGACCGGUGUCUACAUAAAACACAGGAACACUGCUCUUGUGAAAGCCAAUGAUCGAGAGCUGAGCUUCCUCAUUCAAUUUUCCCUUGUCAUAACCUUAAUGACGUCGAUCCUCUUUAUUGGAAAGCCGGUUGACUGGUCGUGUCAGUCCCGCCAGGUGUCCCUGGCUCUGGGCUUUUCUCUUUGCCUUUCCUGUGUCUUAGGAAAGACUGUUAUGCUUCUCCUGACUCACCUGGCCAAAAAUUCAAAAGUUGCUGAGAAAGCUCGAAUGGUUUUCCUGCCAAUUUUCCAAAAAAUCAUUGUUCUCCUCUCUGUACUAACCGAAGUGGGCAUUUGCACUGCCUACCUCAUCCUUAGGCCACCCCGUAUGAAUAAAAACACCCAGUUCCUAAAUGUGAAAAUCAUUUUUGAAUGCGAUGAGGGCUCUAUAAUCUUCUUGUGCGUGAUGUUUGGGUUUGAUGUGUUUCUAGCCAUACAAUGCUUUCUCACUGCCUUCAUAGCCCGCAAGCUUCCCAACAACUUCAAUGAAGCCAAGUUUGUGACCUUUGGGAUGCUGGUCUUCUUCAUCGUCUGGAUUUCCUUUGUUCCGGCUUACUUAAGUACAAGAGGGAAGUUCAAAGUGGCCGUGGAGAUAUUUGCAAUUCUGGCUUCCAGCUUUGGCUUGUUAGGGUGCAUAUUUGUGCCAAAAUGUUACAUCAUUUUAUUGAAACCUUUGAGGAACACAGAAGAAAUAGUGCACGGCAAAGCUGCCACCAAUGACAAGAGCGCACCACCAACCUCAGCAUCCUGCACCAGUGAAGUUAACAACACUACUGUCUCCACAGUUCUGGAGGAUUAG
Eublepharis macularius is the source of this 2775-nucleotide messenger RNA. Its product is annotated as vomeronasal type-2 receptor 1-like. Gene Ontology annotation, molecular function: olfactory receptor activity; G protein-coupled receptor activity. Gene Ontology annotation, biological process: G protein-coupled receptor signaling pathway. The transcript is spliced from 6 exons. The record is from RefSeq and is a predicted model, not a curated record. Gene Ontology annotation, cellular component: membrane. Lineage: Eukaryota; Metazoa; Chordata; Lepidosauria; Squamata; Eublepharidae. Bases 1 to 2775 code for a protein of 924 amino acids.